CCCGAGGCCCACAUUUAAUUAAAAGGAGUGGGGUGCAGGAGAAGAGGCUGCUGUUGGCAGAUGGAGCCGGAGGAGCUGGGAGCUGAGCCUUGAUUGCUGGGUCCGGAGAGCACGGUCAGCAUGGAAUGUGCCUACUGCUUCCUGGGGUGUCUGCUUCUGGCUGCAGGAGUGCCCCUUGGUGCCGCCAAACGAUUUCAUGAUGUGCUGAGCGAUGAAAGAACUUCUGGUCAUAUGAGGGAGCACAACCAACUAAAUGGUUGGUCUUCAGAUGAAAAUGAUUGGAAUGAAAAACUCUAUCCAGUGUGGAAAAGAGGAGACCCGAGGUGGAGAAACUCCUGGAAAGGAGGCCAGGUGCAGGCGGUUCUGACCAGUGAUUCCCCAGCCCUGGUGGGCUCAAAUGUAACAUUUGUGGUGAGCCUGGUGUUCCCCAGAUGCCAAAAGGAAGAUGCCAAUGGUAACAUAGUCUAUGAGAAGAACUGCAGAGAUGGAACGGGCCCAUCUGCUGACCCGUAUGUUUACAACUGGACAGCGUGGGCUGAGGACGCUGACUGGGGAAAUGACACCAACCAAAGCUACCACGUGUUCCCCGACGGCAGGCCUUUCCCGCACCACCACCACCACCACCACCGGUGGAGGCAGUGGGGUUUCGUCUACGUGUUUCACACACUUGGUCAGUAUUACCAGAAAUUGGGACGGUGUUCAGCGAGUGUUUCUAUAAACACAACCAACGUGACGCUUGGCCCUCAAGUCAUGGAAGUAGCUGUCUAUAGAAGAAACCGAAGGGCAUACACUCCUGUCGCAAAAGUGAAAGAUGUGUACCUGGUCACAGAUCAGAUUCUUGUGUUUGUGAAUAUGUCCCAGAAGAAUGAUCGAAAUUCCUCCGAUGAAACCUUCCUUAGGGACAUUCCCAUUCUGUUUAAUGUCCUGAUUCACGAUCCCAGCCACUUCCUGAGUGAGUCUGCCAUUAACUACAAGUGGAACUUCGGGGAUAACACUGGUCUGUUUGUUUCCAACAAUCGCACUUUGAAUCACACGUACGUGCUCAACGGGACUUUCAGCCUUAACCUCACUGUGCAAGCUGCAGUGCCUGGACCUUGCCCUUCACCUACACCCAGACCUCCAAAACCCACUCCUUCUUUAUCACCCGCCGAGGACAGCCUGCUGGAGCUGGGGGAGGUUCCCGAUAAAGACUGCCGGAUUAACAGAUACGGCCACUUCAGGGCCAUCAUCACAAUUGUAGAGGGAAUUCGAGAGGUGAACAUCGUGGAUAUGACAGAAGUCCUGAUGCCCCUGCCACAGCCCGAGGACCCCUUGAUGGAUUUCCUCGUGACCUGCGAAGGGACCAUUCCCACCGAGGUCUGUACCAUCGUUUCUGACCCCACCUGCCAGCUCGCCCAGGACACGGUCUGCAGCCCCGUGGAGGUGGCCAUGGGCGACGCGUGCUUGCUGACCGUGAGACGGGCCUUCAACGACUCCGGGACCUACUGUGUGAACCUCACUCUGGGUGACGAUGCGAGUCUGGCCCUCACGAGCACCCUCGUCUCUGUCCUGGGCAGACGCCCAGGCUCCCCCGUGAGAAUGGCGAGUGCUGCCCUGGCCUCCGUGGGCUGCUUGGCCGUAUUUGUCACUGUGGUCGCCCUGGUGGUGUACAAAAAACGCAAGGAAUACAAACCGAUAGAAAACGGUGCUGGGAUCAAUGGCAAAGGCCUGAACGUUUUCCUGGAGCACGCAAAGGUCAAGUUCUCCCCCGGCAGCCAGGAGAAAGACCCACUGCUCAAGAACCAGCUGGGAAUUCUUUAAACCUUCAGCCUGAUUUCUGACCAACAGCUCGCUCUUCAGUGCCGUGUGUGUGAGCUGUGCUAGUGUAGAAGACUAUCAACCUUUUUUCCUAAACAUUACUGUAAAAUAUAUACUGAGGUUUAGGGAGGUGUAAUUUUUUUAUAGGUUAAAUGACAUUAUAGAGAAGUGGAGAGAAAUUAUAUGGCGUGCAGCCUUGGCCGUGUUAUGGAACUGAUGGAGUCGGUCAGCCGUGCUUUCUUUCAUUAUGAUUUAUGUUUCACUUAUAAUGUAUUAACAUGAUUAGUAGGAUAGACAUACUGUGUCCAAAGAGUAGGUGGAGAAGGUACUAUUCAUUAGAGUGACCAAGGUUGCCUGGAAGGCGAGGCUGGACGCUUUCUAGCUUCCCAUAUACACACAUGCAUACAAUCAAUGCACUGUACUCCUGUCCCUAAGACCACGUUCAGUUACCUGUUCCCAGGGAACUGAAGCCUAUUUCAGUGAGCACGCAUGAGCUCCCAACAGAACAAAGGCCGAGCCUCUACUAUGAUGCAGAUGCUUGUUACAC
Myotis brandtii (Brandt's bat) is the source of this 2344-nucleotide messenger RNA. RefSeq names its product glycoprotein (transmembrane) nmb (gene GPNMB). Gene Ontology annotation, biological process: cell adhesion. The record is from RefSeq and is a predicted model, not a curated record. Bases 121 to 1800 code for a protein of 559 amino acids. NCBI's taxonomy places the organism in Eukaryota, Metazoa, Chordata, Mammalia, Chiroptera, Vespertilionidae. Gene Ontology annotation, molecular function: integrin binding. The transcript has 11 exons.